UCCCGGCGGCUGCUGACUCCCUCCGGCCCGGAGGACCGGGCGGGACAUGGCCUCGGCCACGGUGGCAGCAGCAAGACGGAGCCUCGGCCGGGCCCCUCCGCUCCUCCUCCAGCGCGGCUACCAGACGGAGAGGGGUGUCUACGGGUACCGGCCGAGGAAGCCCGAGAGCCGGGAGCCCCGGGGCGGCCUAGCGCGCCCCCCAGUUGAUCAUGGCCUUGCCAGGUUGGUGACGGUAUACUGUGAGCAUGGUCAUAAAGCUGCCAAAAUCAACCCCCUCUUCACUGGACAAGCCCUGCAGGAGAAUGUGCCUGAAAUCCAAGCCCUCGUGCAGACCCUGCAGGGACCCUUUAACACCGCAGGAUUAUUGAACAUGGGGAAGGACGAGGCCUCUCUUGAGGAAAUAUUAGCCUAUCUCAACCAAAUCUACUGUGGGCAGAUUUCUAUCGAAACCUCCCAACUUCAGAGCCAGCAGGAGAGAGACUGGUUUGCCAAGCAGUUUGAGAAACUGAAAAAGGAGACAUUUACCACAGAAGAACGAAAACAUCUGUCAAAACUAAUGCUAGAAUCUCAGGAGUUUGACCACUUUUUGGCCACCAAGUUUGCCACAGUGAAGCGAUAUGGAGGCGAAGGAGCUGAAAGCAUGAUGGGCUUUUUCCAUGAGUUGCUGAAACUGUCAGCCUACGGUGGGAUAACCGAUGUUAUUAUCGGGAUGCCCCACAGAGGAAGGCUGAAUUUAUUGACAGGCCUUCUGCAGUUCCCUCCAGAGCUGAUGUUCCGUAAAAUGCAAGGCUUAAGUGAAUUUCCAGAAAAUGUCUCGGCCAUUGGAGAUGUCCUGUCUCACCUGACCUCCUCGGUUGACCUGGACUUUGGAGCGCACCAUCCCCUCCACGUGACAAUGCUGCCUAACCCCUCACACCUGGAAGCCGUUAACCCCGUGGCCGUCGGGAAGACUCGUGGAAGGCAGCAGUCUAGACAGGAUGGGGACUACUCUCCAGACAGUUCGGCUCAGCCUGGGGACAAAGUCAUUUGCUUACAGGUUCAUGGUGAUGCUUCUUUCUGUGGUCAAGGGAUUGUUCCUGAAACAUUUACGCUCUCUAAUCUCCCACAUUUCAGAAUUGGUGGGAGUGUCCAUUUGAUUGUCAAUAACCAGCUGGGUUACACCACUCCGGCAGAAAGAGGGAGGUCUUCCUUAUACUGUAGUGAUAUCGGGAAGCUUGUGGGCUGCGCCAUCAUCCAUGUCAAUGGAGAUAGCCCAGAGGAAGUGCUUCGUGCCACACGGCUGGCAUUUGAAUACCAGCGCCAGUUCCGGAAGGAUGUGAUUGUUGAUUUGUUAUGCUACAGGCAAUGGGGCCACAACGAGCUGGAUGAGCCCUUCUUUACCAACCCGGUCAUGUACAAAAUCAUCAGAGCCCGAAAGAGCAUCCCAGACACAUAUGCAGAGCACCUUGUUGCCAGUGGACUCAUGACCCAGGAGGAGAUAUCGGAAAUCAAAGCCUCCUACUAUGCAAAGCUAAAUGACCGUUUAACUAACAUGGCCCACUACAACCCCCCUGCCACCAACCUGCAGGCCCAUUGGUGGGGCCUGGUUCAGCCGGAAGCUUGCAUUACCACCUGGAACACAGGCGUGCCCCUCGACCUCCUGCGGUUUAUCGGCGGGAAGUCCGUAGAGGUGCCGGAGGAGCUCCAAAUGCACAGUCACCUUCUGAAGGUGUAUGCUCAGUCCAGAAUGGAGAAAGUGAUGGAUGGAACAAAGUUAGACUGGGCCACAGCAGAAGCUCUGGCCUUGGGCUCAUUACUUGCUCAAGGUUUUAAUGUUCGUCUGAGUGGCCAAGAUGUUGGCCGUGGAACUUUCAGUCAGAGGCACGCAAUGGUUGUUUGCCAGGAGACCGAUGACACCUAUAUCCCUCUGAACCAUAUGGACCCUAAUCAGAAGGGGUUUCUUGAGGUCAGCAACAGCCCGCUGUCCGAAGAGGCUGUCCUGGGAUUUGAGUAUGGGAUGAGCAUUGAAAGCCCUAAGUUACUGCCGAUCUGGGAGGCUCAGUUUGGGGAUUUCUUCAAUGGUGCCCAGAUCAUCUUUGACACGUUCAUCUCUGGAGGAGAGGCCAAGUGGCUCCUCCAGACUGGUAUUGUUAUUCUCCUUCCCCACGGGUACGACGGGGCCGGACCCGACCACUCCUCUUGUCGCAUAGAGCGUUUCCUGCAGAUGUGUGACAGCAUAGAAGAGGGGGUAGAUGGAGACACAGUGAACAUGUUCGUGGUGCACCCGACUACUCCUGCACAGUAUUUCCACUUGCUUCGGAGACAAAUGGUCCGGAACUUCAGAAAACCCCUGAUUGUUGCUUCUCCUAAGAUGUUACUCAGGUUCCCUGCAGCUGUGUCAACUCUUCAAGAAAUGGCACCAGGAACAACAUUCAAACCGGUCAUUGGUGAUUCAUCUGUGGAUCCAAAAAAUGUUAAGAGUCUAGUGUUCUGCAGUGGCAAACAUUUCUAUGCCCUACUGAAGCAGAGAGAAUCUUUGGAGGCCAAGAAGCAUGACUUUGCCAUCAUCCAAAUAGAGGAACUCUGCCCUUUCCCAUUGGAUUCAUUACAACAGGAGAUGAGCAAAUACAGACAUGUUAAAGAUUUUAUUUGGAGUCAGGAGGAGCCUCAGAACAUGGGUCCGUGGUUUUUUGUUUCUCCCAGGUUUGAAAAGCAGCUGGCCUGCAAGCUCCGUCUUGUGAGCAGACCCCCUUUGCCAGCACCCGCUGUCGGAAUUGGCACCGUUCACCUGCAGCAGCAUGGAGAUGUCCUCACCAAGACCUUCGCUUGAUGAAGUCCUUUGAAGAAAUCCUACUUCCUUUAAAACAACUGCCAUAGAAGGAAAGGCUUUCCUCUAUUCUCUCCGCCUUCUGUUAGGUAACAUGAGAAGACUGGAUUCCUCUAAGAUGUUGGGACUGAUGAGGACAGUUUAAUUUGGAAUAUGUGGAAUAGUCAAGGGAAUCGUUCAUCAAUACAGGAAUCCGACAAGUAACUUUUAUCCUUAAAAAUACACUAGUGUUUCUUUUGGUUAGAUUUGAGUGAGUUGUAUAGCUACGCCCUUAUCCAGAUUUUUUUAGGCUUUCCUCUUUCUAAUUAACUUUAAAUACCCAGGAAAAGUUCUUUAGCCUGAAUUUACAUCUACAUAUAGAUUACCUCAAUGAUUUGUUUGGUGCAUGUCACUUUCGUUAAUUUUAUUCAAAGUCCUGUGACCACCACUAUUUUCGUUUUAUGUCAUCUCUG
Ceratotherium simum simum (southern white rhinoceros) is the source of this 3258-nucleotide messenger RNA. The record is from RefSeq and is a predicted model, not a curated record. NCBI's taxonomy places the organism in Eukaryota, Metazoa, Chordata, Mammalia, Perissodactyla, Rhinocerotidae.